UAAUAGUCCAGCUCAACAUAUUCACAGUAAAUUCUGUUUUUAUUUAUGUCUCUCAUUUUCAGUAAAGCAACUGAUUCGACUCUUUCAAUUGGCUCUUUUAGGUGAGUCGGCUCAUACUUCUAAAGAGCCGUUUUCGACUGUUUUCAUUGGUGGGGGGAAGAAAAGGCGCGUGAGGAGUUGAGUCAUUUGAGUCUAAAGAUUGCUGAGUCGACUCGUCGGAUUCACUGAAAAGAACCGUUAAUUCCUUGUGAAAUGUACUCGCGUGCGCGCGAAAAGGUGGGCUUGUCCGCGCGUGCAAUUUUAUAAAAAGCUCUCGCGCUCUAAGAUUCCCCUAGUCUAAACAAGUCGUUUAGCUGAAUUUUUAAAAUAAUAAUAAUAAUAAAAAAAUGAGUUCAGGUGUUCAUGAUAUGAGUUUGGAUUCUCUUUAUCAGCAGAUUUUGCUCACUGAGCAACAGGGGUCCAAGAACUCUCGGCAGCUCCAUGAAGUAAAAUCAGCCAUCACCAAGGCAGAGGAGCAAAUCAAGUCCUUUACUGAAAAGCUGGAGCAUGCGCAUACUGAACUGGACGAGAAGGCUCGGCUGGAAUCUGAAACGACUCUGCAGCUGCAUUUGAUCAAGAGACAACAACGAGAAAUCCAGAAGAAGAAAGAGGACUUGCUCGAGCGACAGAAAGGGCUCAGACAGGACAGGGAGCGAAUGAACAGAGAGGCAGCUGAGGAGAAAGAGAAGUUCAUGACGGCGAUCAGAACCUUCAACAGCGACUUUAACCUGCUGACAAAGAGGGACGCCGUGUUCCAGAGUCAGACCCGAUCUGAAAUACAGAGUCUCCAGUUGGAAGCUGAGGCACUAACCAAAGAGAUGGAGAGGAUGAAGCAAGAAAACUCCCAGCUGAUCUCUUUGCAAACAGAGCGGGAGUCUUUAUCAGCAGAGCUCCAGGGGCUGCACUCGCAUCUAGCAGAUUUGGAGAGGGAGCUGGAGGAGGCAGCGGCUCUCACAGACUCCCUGAAGACUGAAAGGGAAGCGGCCGUUCAGAAACCUCAGACAGACAGCACCUGCCUCAGACUGAAGAAAGAGCUAGAGGCACAUAAGGAGCUGGAGAUGCUGCAUGAGGCGCUCAGCGCGGAGAUUCAGUUCUUACAUUCGGUAAUUGUAAUUAUAAAAGAAAUACAGUGAGGCACCAGUUUUAUGUCAUCGUAACAGUUUUUAAACACAUCAUGGCAGAUGAAAUCAUCUUUGACAUCUUGAUAUGGUUAUUUAUAAAAAUUAAAAAAACAACAACAACCUGGCAAUGUU
Ictalurus furcatus (blue catfish) is the source of this 1292-nucleotide messenger RNA. RefSeq names its product coiled-coil domain containing 172 (gene ccdc172). Bases 387 to 1172 code for a protein of 261 amino acids. Gene Ontology annotation, cellular component: cytoplasm. NCBI's taxonomy places the organism in Eukaryota, Metazoa, Chordata, Actinopteri, Siluriformes, Ictaluridae. The record is from RefSeq and is a predicted model, not a curated record. The transcript has 7 exons.